GACUUUGUGUUUUGAUUGUUUUCUUUAAUGGCGAAGAAGAAGCAUCGCAAGCUCUUCCCUACCUUAGCAUCAGAGACAAACAAAACGUUAGAUUGCUCGAACGGAGUCUGCGACCCGAUUUGCCCUUACAAUUGCUAUCCAGAACCAGAUUACUACGCCAUAUCACCACAGCUCCCUCCAUGGUCAUCGUCACCAGCUCCAUCUCCAUCUCCAUCAAUCUCAGCCGUUUAUCAACCAACUCAAAACUCAUCAUCUUCCUUGGACGCCAUAAGCAUCAUCACCAUAACCGGUGCGGUCUUAGCCAUCCUUUUAACCGGAUUCUUUCUUGUAGCGAAAUUCGUUUCAGACAGCGUAAACCGUGACAACCACGGAAGGUAUCAGUCCGAUAACGAAGACAACGACACGGUAAUGGAAGAAGAGUUUCAAGAUAGGGAACAAGUGGAUCACCCAAUAUGGUUAAUCAGAACAACAGGUCUACAACAAUCGAUCAUAAACUCGAUUACGAUCUGUAAUUACAAGAGAGGAGAUGGUUUAAUCGAGAGAACAGAUUGUCCUGUUUGUUUAAACGAGUUUGAAGAAGAUGAGAGUCUUAGGUUAUUGCCUAAAUGUAACCACGCUUUUCACAUCUCUUGUAUUGAUACUUGGCUUAGUUCUCACACCAAUUGUCCUCUGUGUCGAGCUGGUAUUGCGAUGAUCAGUGUCGCCACUCCACGGUGCUCUGGUCCGGUUGAUGUAACUCCUGGAGGAUCAGGCUCACAUUUGGAAAACGAUGGAGUUGGUGAAGAAGGUCAAGAUCAUCUUGAAUUAGGGAGAGAGAGGCAUGAAUCUGAUUUUAAAGAGAGGGAUGAUUCAGACAACAGAGAUCUGAAUUCAGAUGUAAGAAUUGAGAUUAAUCGGGGUUUGGAGGAAAUCGACGGUGAUGGAUCUGAAACAGAGACGAAAGAGAAAGUUAGGGUUUUUAGGGAGUGUAUGGAUCCAAAUGGAGGAGAUUCAAUAAACUCUCUCUCGCAUACGAAAACCCAUAUAGAAAGUGUAAAGUUUCCGGGAAAAUCAUGCGAGAAACAGAGUCAGGAAUUCACCAGACCCAUCGGAGAAGACGAAGCAAGCUGCUCUGAGAAAAACGGUGGUCACGUCGACCAAUUACGGAGAAGUUGUGAUUCCAUUGAUUCUGGUGAAUUGAACGGCGAAAGAACUGAAGAUACAGAGGAAAGUAGUCAGUCAGACAUUUCGUCGAGCACUUUGAAGACAAAUGGAAGCUCCUCCUCUGUAUCAUGUUUCAACAAAAACAAGAGUUCGAUUUUUCCGCUGUAGUAAAGAGUCUCUACCAAAACCAUUUUUUCGAAUGUAAAAUGAGUACAUAACAAUGCAGAAGUGUUCAUGUGUAUUAAAGUGUAUAUUGUAUA
This is a messenger RNA of Arabidopsis arenosa, 1403 nucleotides long. NCBI's taxonomy places the organism in Eukaryota, Viridiplantae, Streptophyta, Magnoliopsida, Brassicales, Brassicaceae. The record is from the annotation of a GenBank genome assembly.